AAAGCGAGAGGGCCGGUCGGGACGCCCCCCUGACCCGACUCCACCGACGGUCUGGAAACACCGGCAGCCAGGAGAGCCCGUGAUUGGCGAGUUGCCACCACCGCGACGCCAUGGCCCCACAUCGUUGCGCGGUGGAAAGUCGCUGAAUGGCCGACCGUCGAGAGGGCCCAACCCAAUGGGCAGCCGUUCAGAGGGAAUGGUUUGCAAAUCGUGAAAACUUUCCUUGUCUCAUUCAAGCACAUUGGGCCACCGCCGCUCUCUCUCUCAGGUACACGCCGCUCCCUCCGAUAAGCCGGUGCAUUAGCCCCGUCAGAAAAGGGUUCAAGCAUGAUUUCCAGCGCGGCAGAGAGGGGUGGAAGAAAAAGAACGCGAGGAAGAAGCAUUCGUUCUUCAGCAAUCAGCAGGUGUGGCUGCUGAGCUGUCAGUUGGUUUCAUCGUGCAGCGCUGAUCCCUCAUUAAUUUCUCCGGUAUCUGGGAACUGGGAAGGGAAAAGGAAGGGGGGGUGUGGUCUUAUUGAUUCAUCCGUCCUGCUCCACCGGCUGCUCCCAGCUGCGAUCGCUGCCAAUCAUCCUCUCCUCCCACCAACCCAUGAAGUCAUGGACCGUCUCUGCCCGGCUUUGGCCUUAAAGAACUGCCCCGACGGUGCUGGUCACCUCCUCUCUCCCUUCCGCGACGCCUUUCUCCCUUCUGUAACUCUGUCAUCCGUCAAUCUGUCGCAGCUCGACGGGUGCUGGUCUAGACUCGACUUAUUUUUGGUUCGGCCCCCGUGGACGCGCCGUUGGUUAUUCCACGCCUCCACCGAGCCGUGGUUUCAACCGAAUCAACCACCAUUUUUUCCUCUUUUUUUUUCUCCCGCCUCGCUCCCCCAUAUUAUUAUCCGUCUUUGACACCCCAUUAUUCAUAGUUUGCUCGUACUUCCCUUCUCAUUCGUUGCUGUCUCUUAUAUUGCCGGACGCCUCCGGAUUGCUCGGUAGUGAUUCCAUUCU
Aspergillus ibericus CBS 121593 is the source of this 986-nucleotide messenger RNA. RefSeq lists its product as uncharacterized. Lineage: Eukaryota; Fungi; Ascomycota; Eurotiomycetes; Eurotiales; Aspergillaceae. The record is from RefSeq and is a predicted model, not a curated record. The transcript has a single exon. Bases 147 to 887 code for a protein of 246 amino acids.